Molecule: messenger RNA, 1686 nt
Organism: Closterium sp. Naga37s-1
Lineage: Eukaryota; Viridiplantae; Streptophyta; Zygnematophyceae; Desmidiales; Closteriaceae
Source: the annotation of a GenBank genome assembly
AUGGGCCUGUUAGCGGACCUGCUUCAACCGCUAUACCGUGGCUGGGCAUUAACCGUGCUUCUUGCUGCUGUUGCCUACUCGUUUGUCCUCUCUCCUUACUACGCCAAGCAGGCGGCACUGUCCUGCAGCCUUCACGACUUCAAGGAUUUCGUUCUCGUCAGCUCUCGUGUCGUCACACCCAACGGAGUCAUCCCCGCUGCUAUCACUGUCCGCGACGGCGUCAUCACAGCCGUUCUGGAAGGCACAGCUGCAGAAUCUCGACCGUCCGGCUUACCCGUGCUGGACUAUGGUGAUGCUGUGAUUUCACCUGGCCUAGUCGACGUCCAUGUUCACCUGAACGAGCCUGGUCGGGAGGAGUGGGAGGGCUUUGUUACAGGCACACGAGCCGCUGCCGCUGGUGGUGUCACUGCGUUGGUGGACAUGCCUCUCAAUUCUUACCCCACCACCACCACCAUUGAAGCGUUUGCAAUGAAGUACAAGGCGGCUGAAUCUAAGAUUAUGGUGGACGUAGGGUUCUGGGCUGGCCUGGUGCCAGAGAACGCCAACGAUCCUCACCAGCUGCAACGCCUGGUUGAUGCUGGUGUACUGGGAUUCAAGUCCUUCAUGUGCCCAUCAGGCAUCAACGACUUUCCGCAUACCAACUCCUCCCACUUUGAGAGCGCCCUACCCGUCCUGGCUAAAGCCAAGCUGCCUCUGCUGAUUCACUCAGAAGUGGUUGUUCCCGAACCUGACUCCUCUGCACCUGCCUCUCACCCUAGCAGCAGCAAACACAGCAGAAGUGAUGAUAGCAGUGACAGUGGCAGCAGUAGUGAUGCAGAGGAGGGGCCUAUCAUUCGCCCUGUGGUGGGAAGUGAGGGGAUUUCUGAUGAUGGGGCCGGGAGCAGGGAAAGGACGGAGCCAGAGAAGAGUCAUGGAGACCCACGGGUGUAUGCAACCUACGAAGCUUCCAGACCUCCCAGCAUGGAGCGUGAGGCGAUCGCUCAGGUGCUGAGAGUGGCGCAGAAGACAGCAGCUGGGCAGCCGUGGGAGGGUGCACGGCUGCACAUCGUUCAUCUCGCUGACGGCCUCUCUGUGCCCACCAUCCAGGCAGCCAAGGCAGCAGGGGCAGCAGUGACAGUGGAGACAUGUCCGCACUACCUUGCCUUUGCAUCCUCUGACGUGGCACCUGGGGACACUCGCUUCAAGUGCGCCCCUCCCAUCCGCAGUGACAGCAACCGCCGCAUGCUAUGGCAGGCACUCAUGGAUGGGGGCAUUGACAUGCUUUCCUCGGACCACUCGCCCAGCCACCCGUCUCUCAAGAACCUGGAUACAGGCAACUUCCUCACUGCAUGGGGCGGCAUUGCAGGCCUGCAGCUAAGCCUGCCAGUGACAUGGACGCAUGGCCAGGCAUUCAACAUGUCCCUCGUGCAACUGGCGCGCUGGUGGAGUGAGGCACCCGCACAACUUGCAGGACUCCAGUCAAAGGGAUCAAUUGCACCUGGCAAGGAUGCCGACCUUGUGGUAUGGGAUCCACAAGCCUCUUUUACAGUGGGCGUGGAUGUUAAAGUGUUCCACCGCCACGCGGUGACACCGUACAACAGCAGCACACUGCAAGGGCGCAUCAUGGGCACGUAUGUGCGAGGAAACCUCGUGUAUGCAGGGGACAGGCAUGCAAGCAAGGCAUGUGGGGUAAGAUUACGCAAGUAG